AUGGCAGCCGAGCCCCUCUCUCCGAUGGACUUCAUUGCCCCUGCGCGCAUCAAAGCGCAGCUUCUCCCCGUCGGCCGUAUCAAGCGUUCGCGCUUCUUAGCAUUUGUCGACCUCCUGCGGCAGCAUUCUCUUGUCCGACUUGGAGAUGUUAGCCCCGAUCCUCGGCCAGACAGGAAUAUGUUCUCUCCUUUAGCAUUUCCCAAUGGAACACUUCUGUAUGAUCUGUCAACAUCACUGCCUUCAGCAUCACAGCUGUCCUUGUCACCCCUUGAACAAUUCCGGGAGCCACUUCUGGUGAUCGGAAUCGCAGAUGCGACUGAAUAUCCAUGGCUGGACGGGCCACAUGCCGAUGGAGACGACUCACCUGUCCAGCCCGCAGCCGACGACGAGAAUGCACAGGAUCUAUCCUCGGCAGCUGAGAUCCUCAAAGAGAAUUUUCCAAAGGCUUAUCAUCACAGCAUUAUGUUGUUUGAAUCCACAUCUCAAUCUCGGCAUCCGCGCUUGCCCCAAGAGACGCUUGUAGUGCCACCAAUGGCGCAGCUUAAAACCACCACUUUAAAGACUAUCAUGUGCGAUCUGACUUCAACGCUGUUGGCAGAGUUGACGACGCUUGCUAGAUCAAUGCAAGCUCUGCCGACAAUUGCAUCGCCCGCGUCACAUAGCGGAUCGGCAGAUAACGCUCCUAGCUGGGCCAGUCCAGACUCUGGCACUUCUCCAUUUCCGAGGCGAAACUCGCAAGUUCCCACAGGCAGCAGACCUGAGUCACCCAUCUCUGGUGCACAGUCAAAAGACGUGCAUCGCAUGUCUAUGCCCGUGCUACCAUCAUCAUCCGGGGGCCCGUUGUCGACAGACGAUCUAAGAACUGGUUCGCCAUCCACGCAAGGAACUCAUACACCUCCGACGACCUUUGAUGAAAUACCAGGCGUAAACGCCCCAAACUCCCCACCUUCUAAUAGCACAACGUCUGCCAAGCUUGCCAAAGAUGCCAGCUCUGACCGCGUUUCUAUCCAAGGCUUCGGGUCUGGUGGUGUUGGAGAGCGUGCGCGCAAUAAGGGACGCGGACGAGUGAGCAUCGUAAUUGGCUCUCUGUACAUGUGUGCGGGGCACUGGCAUGAGGCUAUGAGGGAGUUGACCGACGGUGCUACCAGAGCUCGAGCUUACAGUGAUCACCUGUGGCAAGCGAAAGCUCUGGAGAACAUCAUGGUGUGCCUCUUGCUAUUUGCAUGGUCGGGCAUGGAUUUUCAAAUACCUCACAUUUGCUUCCCCAUAUACGACAAAUCAUCUUCGUCUAAAUCGCCCGACCACACGCCAUCGAACAGCGUGUCUGAAAUGUCUGCACCGAGAAGACCUUCUAGUCACGAGGUGGCUCUCGAGAGCCUCAAUCAUCUACUCCCAGACUUGGUAAACAUGAUCUUGAACAUGUACAGUCGAGCGGCGAACUUUGCAGGCGAAGCUAUGCCGCCACUAGCGCUCUCAGAAUGUGUCAUCAGAUUCUCUAAGCUUCUAGCCGCUAUGAACCUCUCUGCAGGGUACCUUGAUUAUGAUGCUCUUCAACACUUGGUUCGAAAUACCCCGUUCGUGCAGAAGCCAAGGCUCUCGGUCCCGAGAUUGAGUGUUCAUCCCACACGGAACGAUAUUGCAACGAUGCUAUUCAGAGCGCUGCCGGGCCCUGUAGAGGCAUCAGGAAUGAACCCAACAGACCGUGUAUUAGUACUUGCUGGCGUUGCAUCUGUGCUGUCUUCCUUGGGCUUGCAGCGGAAGAAAGCUAUUGUGAUAAAGGAGUUCAUUACAUCACUUAUACCGGGCUUGGUCCAAGCUCGGAAGAUCGGCGCAGCAGAGAUGGGCGUCCAUCCUGCUGCUGGACUUACUGCACUCAACAUGUUGAGUGGGCACCCAUCUGGUGCUGGUGCCUUGAAUUUUGGAGAGGCCGAGGCGGAGAAUGGCAUCGACGAGUUCCUUGGCCUGUUGGGGCGGAUAUACGGGAUACCCAACUCGAAAGGUUCCUAUUUCGACGCUCCAGCUUCAGAAAUAUUGGACUCUUCCCACGAUGCGACUAGUCAACGGCUGAUUGAUCAUAUUUUGAAGAUAUCAACGCUGAAAUCAUUUGGGAGUCUGAGCUUGAAGCUGGAGGUUCUGCGAAUGUGUUUGAACUUUUGCGAAGCUUUGCCGGACUUCAGCGGGGUACUUCACUUUACUGCGUUGCUGCUUCGUGUUGCAGGACCGGGAACAGCUCCAAGGCCAAACAGCACUGAUGUGUUCGUCUCGCUGCCACGAGAGGAGCAAGUCAGGUUGUUCUCAAACAUAUCUCGCACUGUUGCAGCGGCGAACAAACUUGGCUUGCAACAUAUGGAGACUGAAUACUGGGAUGACUUCUUGCUUCGCGGGCUUUUCAUUUUGGAGGAGCCCGUGCCUUUACGUUUAACACAGCAUCGCUCUGCGGAGCUACAGCUGGCGACGUCCGGCAAAGAGGGCCCGUUCAUCCACAACCCAUGGUUGAAGAAGCCACAGACCGGCGCAUCAGAGACCAUCCUCGUCGCCAACGAAGAUUACCGCUUUGUUCUAGCCUUGCAGAAUCCGUACGACUUCGAGCUUGAGGUGCAGUCGUUGAGAAUUGCUGCGGAUGGUCUUGAAUUCGUUGGCAAGGAAGAACACUUCCUCCUAGGUCCUUACCGGACUCAGAAGUUCCAGAUCACCGGCAAGGCGCUUUCUUCAGGAUCGAUGAAGGUCAUCGGAUGCUACAUCAAAGUCAUUGGGUGCCGAGAGCGUUUGUUCCCUAUCUUCUCGAAGCCUUGGAGGCCGACACGAGAAUCGAAGAUGAAGAGAAUAGGUCUCAAAGCAUGUCUGGGAGCCCCAGCUUCUCGACCUUCGACCGCAGUCGACCCUGCGGUUGCAAGAAAAGCACUUUCUGCGCCGCAACCGGAAACGUUGACCUUCAAUGUCAUCCCUGACCAGCCUAUUGUUGUAGUCUCCAAGGUAUCGUUACCUCAGUCAGCACUCAUGGUGCUUGAAGGAGAGCGCAAACAAUUUACUGUGACGGUCAGGAACACCUCGAAGACCACGGCAGUUGAUUUUGUUCACGUAACCUUCCAGGACUCGGCAACAACGGCGAUGCAGGCGGGUAUUACAGAAAAAGGACUUCCCGUUGCCGAACUGCACGAGCUGGAGGUGCAACUAGCACAUUUCCCAUCUUUGCGCUGGUGCAAGAAUGACGAGGAGGAGUCGUUCAAUAUCGCACCCGGUGCAGAAGCGAGCUUCACCAUUGAAGUCGUCGGUCGUACUCACCUCACCAACGCUACCAUUCAAAUCAACUACGCUCAUCUAGGCAAGCGAAGAUCCGAGGUACAAGAUCGUUUCUUCACUCGACAUCUGUCCGUACCCAUAUCGAUCACAGUCAACGCGAGUGUUCAGCUUCAGCGCCCUGAUAUCGUAGCGCUAUCUGACGAUUUUGCUUGGUUCAGCCGGAACAAACAGCCGGGUAAUUCUACGGCGACGGCAACGUCUGCCUUGCUAGACAGAAACAGCAGCCACUUCCAGACCUUCUUCCAGCACAUGCGCACCCUCGGCCACGACGACGAGUAUUGCCUACUCCUACUUGACCUCCGCAACUCCUGGCCCAACCCGCUUUCCAUCACUCUUGAGGUCCGGCCGCCAUCAACACCAAACAACGGCGAUGACCAGGAUGAUGACCAGGAUGAUGACUGGAGUAACGCCUACACCGUCACCGAAGUCAUCCAACCCGGCCACGUACAUCGCUGUGUCGUUGUCCUUCCACGCGUCUACCUCCCGGACCCCCACGCUGCCGUCCCAUCACUAAACCCAGCCAACCAGCGCCAAUUCGUCGUCAGUACCAGCAAGAUCUCGCCCGAAACCGAGCGCGCAAGCAGAGAAGCGUUUUGGUACCGCAAAGCACUAUUGAAAUUCGUGCGCGGGAGCUGGGCAGAAGAAGGCAGCGGCCGCCAUGGCUCCAUCGAGCUGCGCAGCAUCCGCUUCUCAGCGCGCAUGGUCGAGGCCAUCAGACUCGACGAUAUAGCAGUGGAUAUGAACAUUGCUUUGUCCGAUCCGCACGAAGACAACGCAGCGGUGAAGCAGCUAGGUGCCGCACGCUUCCAUGCCCCCGUCGACACUUUCCUGACGCUAAAAACGCGCGUGCAAAACCGCAGUCCGCGCCCCAUCUCGCCGCUGCUGAGACUGCAACCCUACCUCGCCGGCCUGCCGCACAACCUCGCGCUAGAACUGGACAAGCGACUCUCGUGGUCCGGCGUGCUGCAGGCCAAGCUCGCCGUCAUACAACCCGGCGAGGCUGUCGAGUCGGAGCUGGGCGUUGUCGCGCUGUGCAGCGGGACAUUUGAGUUUGGCGCUACGAUUGACGAGGCGGAGAUUCUCAAGGGAGAGAGCAGAGAUGUGGCGAGGCCAAGGAGCAGUACGCAGACACUACUGCAGGGUGGCGAUGUACUCGGCGAGCCAAAGUUGAGAUCGUGGCAUGCGCGGGAACCAUGUAUCAUAGUUGCAAAGAGGGUGGUUGAAGAGUAG
Ascochyta rabiei is the source of this 4530-nucleotide messenger RNA. RefSeq lists its product as uncharacterized. The record is from RefSeq and is a predicted model, not a curated record. Lineage: Eukaryota; Fungi; Ascomycota; Dothideomycetes; Pleosporales; Didymellaceae. The transcript has 3 exons. The coding region runs from base 1 to 4530 and encodes 1509 amino acids. Gene Ontology annotation, cellular component: trans-Golgi network.